AUGGAUGCAGUAUAUCUCUACCAAUCCUGCGUUGUGCAUGAACAAUGCGACAAGACCACUCAGCAAAUAGCGAUUACCGAGAUAGCGGGUCUGGCACACUUCUACGUUUUCAACCAUAGUAAGACGGUUAUGGCCACACCGACCUUUACGAUCUUCGCCACCGAGCUAUGGCUCAAAGAACAGGUCCUUUUGGCCAAAUAUCCGAAAAUUAAAUCUGGAUAUAAAGGGAUGGUAUUCUCCGAGAUCAUUGCUCAACAGCUUAGCGGUGGAGAAUUCGUUCGGGACAUGAUUGUCGCAGUGAUGGUCAAGGGAGCAGGGGGUUCUGCCGAUACACUUGCAGCCUACAAUAUCAAAUACCUUCGUUCGGCUCUCGCAGUCGAUUCCCCAAAUUUCGAUCUGAUCCGAGUCCUUAUUUUCAUUCUCAUGGUUAGUUGUGAUGGUAAUGGUGAGAUACUGGCGGCAUUCGAGCGACGGUCUGGGAUUACGUUCGCGACGAAGGCAUUCCUUGCUGCCGCAAAUCGAAUCACGAAGUCUAUGGAUUUUGACGUCUUACAGACACUUCGGGUCUCGUAUCUUUUCUUUGAUAAUAUGUCACUGCUACAGACAAAUCCUGGUUGGAUUGCAAAAGCGCUCGAGGCCGGACUCCUCAGCGCCUUCUUGCUUUCGUGUUCAGUGGUCGAAACAAAGCUUGAUAGUAGCCUUGCCAUGGUGGCUGUCAAAGUGUUUGAUAUCAUCAAGAAAGCUUUCGUCUUGCAUUCUGUUCUACUCGCGCUCGAACAGCCUUUCCAAGAGAUCAUUGAAUCCGAUAUCGCUAAACCUCGGGUUGCAGGGUUAUUGUGGAAAGAAUGGGUAUCAUUCACGGACAUGGCAAAAGAGCGGCUGAUGAUCAUGGAUGUCGCUGACAUGUGUAGGGUCACGAAAUCGAGUUCGAGUAGAACUUGCGGGUUCUCUGCAGUGAGUGGCUUUGACAUUGACGUUCCCAAUUUUAUGCAUUCUCUUACUUUCAUCUCCUAA
Serpula lacrymans var. lacrymans S7.9 is the source of this 1014-nucleotide messenger RNA. RefSeq lists its product as uncharacterized. Bases 1 to 1014 code for a protein of 337 amino acids. The record is from RefSeq and is a predicted model, not a curated record. Lineage: Eukaryota; Fungi; Basidiomycota; Agaricomycetes; Boletales; Serpulaceae. The transcript has a single exon.